Molecule: messenger RNA, 852 nt
Organism: Cucumis melo (muskmelon)
Lineage: Eukaryota; Viridiplantae; Streptophyta; Magnoliopsida; Cucurbitales; Cucurbitaceae
Exons: 2
Coding region: 80-538 (152 amino acids)
Molecular function (GO): protein binding
Source: RefSeq, a predicted model, not a curated record
UUAGCUUCGUUUAACGAAAAUGGAGGCAAGUGUUUUGAGUGUAGAGAUCAGAAGCUAGGAUGACAACCGAGAGAGUUUCAUGAAUUUGAAUGAAUUGAGGACGCCGACUUCGAGGAGGCAUGGGUACGAGGAGUUUGGGAAGGAUACCAUUAGAAAGUGCCCCGAAAUGGUGGAGGUAGUGAAUCAGAAAGGGGAAACUCCAUUCUACGAAGCUUGUAAACAAGGACAAGCCGAUGUGUUAUUAUUGCUUCUUGACAUUGAUCCAACGCCCAGUUUUGAACUCUGCCAUCAAAAUCAGAGUCCCAUGUUUGUGGCUUGCAUCAACGGCUUCCUCGAUGUUGUUAAGGUAUUUUUGAAUCAUCGGCAGCGGUUGCAAAUAUUACAAGAACGCUACGGUAGCUUGGAUUCGGCUUGCUUUCUUCAGGUCGCUUCACGGGGACACCUAGAACUAUUGGCGAAAUUCCCGACAUUGAGCAACAAGGACAAUGGAAAUUCUGCAUUGCACUUGGCUUGCUUAAGCGGACACUCUGAAGUCUGAAGUAGUAACCUUUUUUUGGGUGCUAAUCCUGAUUUGGCUGUGCAAUAUAAUAACCUUGGUUAUUUGGCAUUGCAUUUCAUCGCCAUGAAUGGCAAGACUUCCAUUUUCAAGGACUUUUUGCAGCUUGCUCCUCGAUCAUUUCACUACCGUACCAAAAAUGGAGACCCAAUUUCUUUUCUUACUAUCCAUUAAUAUCAGUUUGGUGCUUUUCUCUACUUGGUUCAUAUCUUCAACCAUCAUGGAAUAUUAUAUUCCCUUGGUCCUCUUGACCAUGUUGAGAACACUUCUACAUGUUGCUAUGCUAAGAGGACGAG